AGGGAGGCAGGAGCUGAGCAGAGACGUCAGAGCCAGUAAGCUGGAGGCCAGUGAAGAAAGGGAGUGUGCAAAAAGAGGGAUGACAGAGAGGCAGCUCAGAAAAGACCUGAAACAAAGCAAGCCCCGGGUGUACUGAGCCUUCUCUCUCACUGGCUGAGAUAUGGAGUUUCUUAGCAAAGGUCCUCGGCUGUAAGGAAACCAAAGGCAGAAGGAGUCGAUUUUCUUUUAUCCCCCCCCUCCCCCACUUCAUCCCAAGUGAAGUUUUGUUUGAAAGGAAAUACAGACAGAUGCUGCCUAAUUGGGUUAUAUGUUGCAGGAAUGAGGCUGCAAGCAACAGAGUUUCACCAGCUACCUGGGUCGGUGAGGUAAGAGAACAUGCCUUUUAUCAACACAAUGAUAGCCAAUAAGACAACGGUGUUAAGCUGGACAACAACCACCUGCAACUCGAAGUCCACUGAACAGGUCAGAACAGCUGAUAAGAACUUUGUCUUCUUUGUUGAGGAACCACCAAGGUUUGAACCUGAAAGUAUUGGUAAUCUGCACCGGAGCUCCACUAAAAAGAGUUCAACAAAAGCUCUGAUUGGUACACAAGCAGUUGACAACACGGAGGUGAAGUGUCCCUUAAAGCCAGUCAAUAAUUGCCUUUUAAAGUCAAGACCAGCUGGUAGUGAGCAGAAAAUGUUGAAUCCAAAACUUGGCACCAGCAGCCCAAGCCUGGAUAUCAACAGUGUCACUGGGAAUGAACUUUCCAUGCAGAAACCAUUGAAGAAUACUUCCAAUGAAAGAUAUCCCCCCAAUAAAACAAGCAUCAUUAUUAGGAAUCCAAGUAUCAAGCAAAAGAUUUCAGAAUGGGAGGGUAAGAAGGAACCAGUGAUUUCAGAAAAUAAAGAAAAAUUGGAAAAUAAAGAAGCAAAAGAACUUGACAAGUUGGAACUGGUGAAACGAGUUGAAGGGAAUGUCCUUAAAAAGACUGAAUGUAAACACUCAAAAGUUUGGAACUUAGACAGCAAAGACGCUGGGAAAGAGAAUGAAUACAAGGUAGAUGAUGGAAAGGCUGGGUCCUUAGAAACUGAAAGCAGGUUGUCUGGAUGCCAGCAGAAUGAGAUGAUAAAGUCUGAUCUGACACAGCAAGUUGGCAGAAAGGUAAAAGAGGUGACCUGUACUAAAUUUGUGACAACACAGCCCUUGAAAAGGGACCGAACAAACGUGUUGAGUCACAUCAAGAAGCUGGAAGAAAAGGCAAAGGAAGAUUCAGCAUCAAGCCAACUCAAGCUGCCAGGUGAUUACUAUACCCCUCAGAGACUUCAGGAGGCAUUGGCUGCCCAGGGGCCAACACCAUCCAAGGAGAAAAAGGAUGGCAGCUGUAGCUCUGAGCUCAAGCGCAAGCAUAUCCAAUCCAAUUCUGAUUCUGAAGCAAGUGAGCUGAGUUUUGGGACUCUGGACAAGGUGAAGGUUUCCUGGGCAAGCUGUAAAAUUAGAAAUGUGGAGAAUAUCUACUCAGAACCUGGAACUCUGGAACAGGAGCUUGCAGUGAAUCCUGUGCCCAAACCUAGGCGAACUUUUGAAUAUGGGACAGAAAAAAUGGCUGGUCUGCAUUCAUUAAGGAAGAGCACCCGGCAAUUACCAGACUUACCAACGAUUCCCCCACCUUUGCCAUUGUCACCUCCCCCUUCAGUCAGUACAGGGGCACUAAAUGGGAAACCAAAGAUAAACAGUAAGGAUAACCGUCGGAAAUCCUUUGAAUUUGAAGAUGUAAAAGAUUUUCAAAGGCAGCAAUCUCCUAAUUGUUGCAGAAAUGGGCAAGUGGAUUGGUAUGCUCAAUCAAAGUUAGCACUGAACUACACUGUAUCAGAGGAAAACAUCUAUGAAGAUAUCCUGGAUAUUCCAAAGGAAAACCCUUAUGAAGACAUAGAGUCAUCUGACAGGCACUCAUUGGGAAAACAGUGUAUCCAAGUUCAUCCUUCAAUAGCUGGGUCUGUGUCUAAACCAGGGUCUCCAUCAGAUAUUAGGCCAGAGACUCCUACAAAGCUUCCAGUGAAGACUCCCUCCCUUUUUCGACACUCUUCAGAGAGAAGAAGUUUCAAAUUGCUGGAUCUAAGAAAAAUGAAUAAAGAUGGAAUAAGCUCACCACCAAAAGCCAGCCCACCAUCUACUCCCAGUAGUCCAGAUGACACAUUGAGCCUGGCAGGAGACCCUCAAGUAUUAAAGAGAAGGAAAAAAAUUCCUAAGGUGGUAUUGAAAAUUAAUGCAAUCUAUGAAGCCAGGAGGGGGAAAAAGAAAGUGAAGAGGAUUGCUCAGUCUUCAGAAACCAACACAGGAAGAGUUACAGAUGAAAACAGUGAAACUGACAGUGAGACUGAAGAGAAACUUAAAGCUCACAGCCAGCGCCUUGUGUUGGUCAAAUCCAUGCUGAAACAAAAGAGUCGCUAUCGGACUUUAGAGAGAGAUCUCAUCGAAUUCCAGGAAUGGCAAUUAUUUGAGUUCUUUGUCGUAGUUGCGCUCCACAUGAAGAAGGGAAGUAGUGUGUAUGUUCCUGAGGUUACCCAACAGUUCCCCCUCAAGCUGGAUAAACCAUUCAAGUUCAUGCGAGAAACGGAAGAUCAGUUAAAAGUCAUCCCACUGUUUUGUUUUCCUGAUGCCAAAGACUGGGCUCCUGUCUCUGAAUUUGCGAGUGAGACCUUUUCUUUUGUCCUGACUGGAGAAGAUGGAAGCAGACGAUUUGGGUACUGCAGGCGCCUAUUGCCCACUGGAAAGGGGAAACGUUUGCCUGAGGUUUACUGUAUUGUCAGCCGGCUGGGCUGCUUCAACCUCUUCUCGAAGAUCUUGGAUGAGGUGGAGAAGCGACGAGUGAUUUCCCCCGCCCUUGUUCAACCAUUCAUGAGGAGCAUCAUGGAAGCUCCAUUCCCUGCUCCAGGGCGAACUAUCACUGUUAGAAACUUCCUUCCAGGAUCAGGGAACGAAGUAAUCCAGCUCUGCAGGCCACUGGACUCUCGUCUGGAGCAUGUAGACUUUGAGUGUCUCUUUUUGUCACUGACUGUUCGCCAGCUCACUAAAGUCUUUGCUUCUCUUCUGCUAGAAAGGAGGGUGAUUUUCACAGCAGAUAAACUCAGUACCUUAUCCAAGUGUUGCCAUGCAGUGAUGGCACUUUUGUAUCCUUUUGCCUGGCAGCACACUUACAUCCCUGUACUACCUCCAUCCAUGAUUGACAUAGCCUGCUCUCCCACUCCAUUUCUGAUAGGACUUCUCUCCAGCUCCUUGCCCAAGCUGAGGGAUCUGCCACUUGAAGAGGUCCUGAUGGUUAAUCUUGGGACAAACAAAUUUCUCAGACAGGUGGAUGAUGAAGAUACCAUUCUACCACGCAAACUUCAGGUGGCACUUGAGCAUGUCCUAGAAAUGCGGAAUGAGUUGGCCAGUCAAGAAGAGGAGGACUCUCUCCUGGAUAAUCCUGGCUCUCUUAAUAGUGUGGUGUCUGAAACCUUCGUCCGUUUUUUUGUGGAAAUAGUCGGUCACUACUCUUUGUAUAUGACUUCCAAUGAGAAAGAUGAAAAAAUAUUCCUAUGGGAGGCAUUUCGCAAGUCUAUCACGUCAAAAAGUGUCCGACGGUUUCUGGAGGUUUUCAUGGAGACACAAAUGUUUGGUGGAUUCAUUCAAGAUCGAGAACUUAGAAAACUUGGGGUGAAAGGGUUAUUUGAGGUCAGAGCACAGGACUACCUUGAAUCUCUUCCUGGGAGUGAACAAAGAGGGAUGAACCGAUUUCUUAGAGGCCUAGGUAGCAAAAUGAAAUUCCUUCACAAGAAGUAAAAAAAAGGCAUUUGAAAGGCGUCUUAUUGGGAAAGAAGGCUGAAUCUAGCAUAGUCACUUUUUCUCUUAUCAAUUUUCCAUCAAAUUUGAGUUUGUCAAUACAGCAAUACCUGUUGAAGAGAAAAAGGAGACUGCUGCCUCAAAGCUGUGCACAAUUUAAUGUGAAAGCCUUGUGGGGGAGUACAACCCAGUUCCAUUGAAUAUUUAUUAUUUAGAUGUGCAUGAAGUCUGCCUUGCCUCUAUCUGGCUUUCACUUCUCAUUGGAUAAAGAUUACUUGCACGAUGUCACACCCUUGUCCGUGGAAGAGUUGGAGAAACAAGCAAAGGAUGGAGAAAGUACUAUUCAAGAGUGGUGUACAGUAAAACAGGCAUGGAACAUGCUGGAAGAUGAGGGCUCUGGAAAGAAAAAUUAGACAUUUGUAAAUUUGUGAAUUAAAAACACUGACUUCAGACACUUUUUAAACUUGGUUUUGAAUUCUACUGUCAAUACUCAGGAGUCACAAUCUUUGUCCUUUUCAGUUUAGCAUGAUACACCAGAAUUAUAACUGCACCAUGACAUUUGAAAAGUCUGUCAUUCUCUGUGUAACACAGUCAGAUAAAUGAAUACUGGGUUUAAGAUUAUAAUGUGAUUUUACUGUCAAGAGGUUGGCUUGAAUGAUACAAUUGAUCAGAAUAAUCUUGUACUGUAGAUAAUAUGCAUUUGCACUGGUCAAUGUGGAGCAAGUGGUAAGUGAAAACUUUGUCCAGUGCCUGCUUGAUAAUAGGACCAAGAUGCUGAGGGAUGAGGUACAAAGUGCAUGGAAUGAAGCUAGAGUCCAAGCAUAUUAUCACUAUGUACAAUGUUGUUAAACUGCAGAACCACUUGUAUGUCUCAAUAUGCUGCCUAUUGUCUGAAUUGCAUCUCUUUGUAGCAUUUGAAACUGAAUUGUAUCAGCUGUGGUAAAUUGAUGGAGAACUGUAUUUUGAGUUCUUGGGUUGGGAGAGUAUAAGAUUAGGGAGCACCCAAUUUCAUUUCACUUAAAUUAAGCAUUUUUUGGUUGUUCUUAGUGACUAUCUGUCCAUAUUUGAGGUAAUUGUAAAUAUGAAAAUGUCACUGAUGCUGACCUUUCCAAACAAAGUCCAGCAACUGUCCAUAUCCAAGGGAUUAUAACUACAUUUUUUAUUCAGCUAGUCACCUGUGUGCUGUUAAACACAACAUGACAAGAUAGGUCUGAAUAUCUUUCUGUAGUGGUCUCACUCAGCCUAAACUGUAUAAUAUUGAAUCCUGCUUGAGAGAAUUAGUGUGUUGCAGAUCUUUUUGCAAUCUACAACAUAAAUCUUGUUGCUAGAUACAAAAAGAUAAAAUUUUGAAAAGGCUUGCAAUAGAAGACUAAUUGUAAAUUGGUUCAGUUUGCAAGCUUUUGCUUUAUUUCCUGUGGAUCUUCAACACUAUGAAUUGUUGUACCAUAGUUCUCUUCAGAGGUCUGCACCUUCUGUAUCAAGCUUAUGUACGUCUGAGAAAUCAGCUGUAUGCUCUAUUGCUGGGCUGAUCUUUCACGUUUCAGAUGUUGACUGACAACUAGUGUACUAAGAGAUUUAACAACACAGAAUAUUUACAAGAGGCUGAAAGUGAAUCAUAAAGUAAUUAUGAGAACUGAAAUAGGUAUCAGGUAAAAGGGCACUGAUGUUUCAACCACUGUAAUGUAAUGGGCAGAGUUGUAAUACUGUAGUUUAACAUAGACAAAUUAUAAUACUAGCAUGAUCACUAGGUGGCUCUUAGUUUACAUAGUCCAGGCAAAAACAAAUUCCAGAAUGCUAGUCUUUUAGAAGCACUCCAACUGCUGAACAAGUCAGUUCAGUAUUUGCUUUUGUCCUGCUCAACUUUGAGAGUGUUAACAAAUAUCCUCUGGAGGUCAAUCCAUGAUGAUGGGAUCAAUCAAAUCUGGAAUCCUGGUUUUCUCUCACCCCUUUACCAUCUGUUAUCCCUCAGCAGCAAAGUAUUCAAAUGCUUGCUACUCUAACAUUUAGAAAUUGCACAAUAAUGACAACAUGGACGUAAGAUGACACUUCCGAUCUCUUUCUUACCUUCACAGUUCUGUGAAAGAAGUGCUUCAAUCAUGGUCAACUCUUUUUCGGCAGAGUCAGCUGAGAUUAGGACCACAAUUUAUCAGGAAGUUCAGCUUUUAAUCCACUUCUGGUCACUUUGGAAUUGUACAUUGGUGGGUCAAUAUGCUCCAUUACUAGGUACAGCAUAUCUUAGUGACCAGAGGUUCAGGUGCUGAGAUACACAUUCCAAUUACUCCAUUUGGUGCAAAGUUUCAUUUUUAGAAAUAGGCUUGUGAUAAUUUAAUUUUUCUAACACUAACUUUUUUUUUAUUAGUAGCUUUAUGGGAAAGUUAUGUCCUUGAGCGCUAUUCAUUCCCUUGAUUUGGACCGAGCACCUCUCUGCUGAACUACUCCAUCACAGGAUCAAUUAUUGGGUUCAGUGUACUGAAUUAAAAGACACAAAGGAACUGUGGCAGUAAGAAAAGGACUACAGAAAGCUCUGUAUUCUGAGAGUCAGACAUAGUAUAAGCUAAAUGAUUAAAGUGAAAGUGUGUACAUGUAAAUGCACAUGCCCACAAUAUGUUGUUUACACUGUGAAAUAAUGUUUUGUCUUAUAAUUGGGAAUGGUAUUUUGAAACCUAAUUCAAAGGAGAGGAUGGUCCAAACCAAAUGGAGUCUACUAAGACAUGUUCCCUGUCACCUUUAGUUCCUAUAGCUAGAGUAUAACACUAUAAAAGCUGGGAUCUUUUCAUGUAACAUAAAGAAAGUGCUAUUUAUUUUAGUGAUCUGAUUAACCAAAGUCUGUUGUUUGAAACUUGUCAAACUAAUUCUGUCGGAUACGGAUGGUCAAUAAAAAAAUGUAAGUGCAUUAAAUGGAAAGGAAAUCUCAACUAACAACAGCUUGGAUUGAUAUGGUUUCUUUCAUAACAUAAGGCCAUUCCACUUCAUGAAGUAUUUCCUGUAUUGUGAUGACUGUUGUAAUGUGGAAGCGCUGGUAACCAGUUAACAAAAGGGCCCAUAAACACCAAUGUGAGAAAUUGCUAUACAGUCGAUUUUAGUAGUGUUGGGAUAUAGAUUUGCUAAGACAAAGAAAUACAAAAACAUUGUAUACCAGAAUACUGCAAAAAAAGUCAUGAAUUUUGGGAAUAUUCCUGGUAUCAAAAUUGAUAAUUUGCCAUCUGACAACAAGGCAAGAAAUACUUGAGGGCUUUUUAUUCAAUGCAAAUGAAGAACACGCUUUCCAGCAGAAAAAAUACUGAUGUCCUGCAAUGUUGUUGCAAUAUCUUGGCUUGUACUGGUUCUGAACUUUUCCAUUCUCCUUCAUCCAGAGACUUUCUUUUUCCAUCCACCUUCUUCCUUUUUAUCUCCAGCUUAAAGUUUCAAUUCUUUUGUAAGGAGACCACUAAUGUACUAGAGGGCUCUCCAUGACUCAUCCAGCAAAGCAAGUCAAGCAAACUCCAAUAAUUUGCUGAAUUGUUCUUCAUACAGUACUAUGUUUAAUUGUACAGUCUUCAAUGCUUAUAACAAUCAGGCUAAUUCAAAGGAGGUAACUGUAUUAAUGUAACAACCAAAACAGGGAAAGA
Molecule: messenger RNA, 7409 nt
Organism: Stegostoma tigrinum
Lineage: Eukaryota; Metazoa; Chordata; Chondrichthyes; Orectolobiformes; Stegostomatidae
Product: DENN domain-containing protein 2A-like
Exons: 20
Coding region: 376-3801 (1141 amino acids)
Biological process (GO): retrograde transport, endosome to Golgi
Cellular component (GO): actin cytoskeleton
Source: RefSeq, a predicted model, not a curated record